Pleurotus ostreatus (oyster mushroom) is the source of this 1188-nucleotide messenger RNA. RefSeq names its product Aminomethyltransferase, mitochondrial (gene GCV1). The record is from RefSeq and is a predicted model, not a curated record. Gene Ontology annotation, biological process: glycine catabolic process. Gene Ontology annotation, molecular function: aminomethyltransferase activity; protein binding. The transcript has 7 exons. Lineage: Eukaryota; Fungi; Basidiomycota; Agaricomycetes; Agaricales; Pleurotaceae. The coding region runs from base 1 to 1188 and encodes 395 amino acids. Gene Ontology annotation, cellular component: mitochondrion.
AUGAAUGCCGUCUCUCGAGUGUCGAGGCUGUCGCGGUCGUUGGCCAGGUCGUUUGCUACUCAAGCUGAGCAGCUGCGACAAACGCCGUUGCACGAUUUUCACGUCCAAAAUGCGGCAAAGAUGGUCCCAUUUGCGGGCUGGUCAAUGCCGCUAUCAUACGGCGACGUAGGCCAAGUUGCAUCGCAUAACCACACCCGGACCGCUGCAAGCUUGUUCGAUGUGUCGCACAUGCUGCAGUCGCAUUUCCGAGGGCCGGGUGCUACUGCAUUUCUCGAGAAGCUCACCCCCUCGUGUCUUUCAUCCCUUAAGCCUUACACGUCGACACUUUCGGUGCUUUUGAACGAAGACGGGGGCAUUAUUGAUGAUAUGAUCAUCACGAAGCACGCGGAGGAUGCGUACUAUGUUGUAACGAAUGCUGGAAGACGGGAUCGGGAUAUGGCUUGGUUCACAGAACGUCUAAAGGACGAGGAGAUAGCUGGCAAGGUGGAUUGGGAGGUCCUAGAUGGUUGGGGGCUGCUUGCCUUGCAAGGCCCACAGGCUGCCUCCUUCUUGCAGUCGCUGACAUCCUUUGACCUGAGACAACUGACAUUCGGCAAAACUGCGUACAUCCCAAUCGAAGGAUUCAACCUCCAUGUCGCCCGAGGGGGAUAUACCGGAGAGGACGGAUUUGAGAUCUCGAUCCCACACAACCAAACACUCGCGUUCACUGAACUAGUGUACAAGAACCCUCCUGUUCAACUAUGUGGUCUUGGUGCUCGCGACAGUCUCCGCAUCGAAGCCGGGAUGUGCUUAUAUGGCCACGACAUCGACGAAACCACGAGUGUCGCAGAAGCUGGGUUGAGCUGGGUCAUAGGAAAAUCGCGAAAGGAAAAUAUCAACUGUAUUGGCGCCCAUCGCAUCCUGAAAGAUAUCAAAAAUGGUCCUCCAAGACGGCGCGUAGGCAUGAUUGUAGAAGGUGCACCAGCUAGAGAGGGUGCUAAAAUCUUUACGCCUGAAAGCAAUGAUCAAUUAGGUGUUGUCACGUCAGGCAUCCCCUCACCCACACUUGGCAAGAACGUUGCAAUGGGCUACGUACGAAAUGGUUCGCACAAGAAGGGGACAGAACUCGAGGUAGACAUCCGUGGUAAGCGGCGCAAGGCCGUCGUCACAGGAAUGCCCUUCGUCGAGAGCCGUUAUUUCAGAGGCUAG